Messenger RNA from Sesamum indicum (sesame), 1841 nucleotides. Its product is annotated as 7-deoxyloganetic acid glucosyl transferase. Gene Ontology annotation, molecular function: quercetin 3-O-glucosyltransferase activity; quercetin 7-O-glucosyltransferase activity. The record is from RefSeq and is a predicted model, not a curated record. NCBI's taxonomy places the organism in Eukaryota, Viridiplantae, Streptophyta, Magnoliopsida, Lamiales, Pedaliaceae.
ACAUAGUGAAGGGAGCCAGCUAUUGUUGGGGUGGAUUUGCAACCUCUCAUUUUUCUAAUAAUUAAGCAUCCCUCUCCCAAGUCCCAACUCUGUUGAUCACUCCCACCCUCACCCUCACCCUCACCCUCGCCCUCCCCUACUGUGCUCAAAACAAUCAAAUUAUCCAACUCAAACAUUAAUCUACCUGUGGAGAUGAGCCAUCCAGAAACUGACACGGAGUUGCCGCCGCACAUUCUCAUUUUUCCGCUACCACUGCAAGGCCACGUCAACUCCAUGCUCAACCUGGCGGAGCUCCUCUGUCUCUCCGGCCUCCACGUCACCAUUCUCCUCUCCAAUUACGCCCACAACCGCCUCCUCCGCCACGCCAGCCUCCGCUCCCUGUUCUCCCGCCACAGCGGAUUCCGGGUGGCCACCUUCUCCGAUGGCCUCCCUGCCGAUCACCCCCGAGCGGGCGAGCGCCUCAUGGAUUUGGCGUUCAGCCUCAAAGAACUCGGUGGAUCACAGUUCCGCCGCUUGAUGGAGUCGACUGAUGGGCUGAGUGAUGGAGGCGCUAGGAGGGGCGUGAGCUGCCUGAUCAUUGACGGGUUGUUGAGCUUUAUUAUUUCGGUGGUAGAAGAAAUGGGGAUUCCUUACAUCUACUUCAGGACGAUCGGCGCGUGUUCCUUCUGGCCGCACUUCUGUAUUCAAGAGAUUAUCGACGCCGGCGAGGUCCCUUUAAAAGGGAAGAAUGAAGACAAACUGACAUAUUGGAAAAAGAAAGAAAUGGACAUGAUGGUAACAAGCGUGCCCGGAAUGGAGAAGGUUCUCCGGCGACGAGACAUUCCAAGAUCUUUCGGAGUAGCAAACGGUGAUGAUCCUACAUUCAAGACCAUGAAAACAGAUACUAAAAGAACUGUUGAGGCCUGUGGACUCAUACUCAAUACAUUUGAAGAUCUGGAAGCGCCAAUUCUUGAUCAAAUCCGUAAACACAUUCCCAACCUGUAUUCCAUCGGCCCCAUCCAUGCUCUUCUGAAAGACCGACUGGAGUCAGAGGGAAUGGAAUCAUCGCACAAUUAUUCGAGCAGUCUUUGGGAGGAAGACCGUAGUUGCAUUGCCUGGCUGGACUCUCAACCUACCUGCUCUGUGAUUUAUGUGAGCUUUGGAAGUAUUACAACAUUAACGAGGGAUGAACUGUUGGAGUUCUGGUAUGGGCUGGUGAAUAGCGGGCACAAAUUCUUGUGGGUAAUGAGGCCUGAUUCCAUCAGCGGGAACGGGAAUGAGAUUCCAGUGGAGCUAGAGGAAGGUACCAAGUCAAGAGGGUGGAUGGUGGGAUGGGUGCCGCAACAGGAAGUUUUGGCCCAUCCAGCAAUCGGUGCAUUUUUUACUCACAGUGGAUGGAAUUCAACCAUAGAAAGUAUAGCAAUAGGCCUGCCAAUGCUUUGUUGGCCUUAUUUUGCAGAUCAGAUGACGAAUAGUAGGUUUGUGAGUGAGGUGUGGAAGGUUGGAUUGGACAUGAAAGAUACUUGUGAUAGGAUCACAGUCGAGAAGAUGGUGAAGGAAGCGAUGGAUGUGAGGAGGGAUGAAUUCUCGAAGAGGGCUCAUAAUAUGGCGAUGUUGGCGAGGAAGGCGAUCUCUGAAGGGGGAACUUCUUACUUGAAUUUGAACCGAUUGAUUGAGUUUCUAAAGUCGACGGUGUCAUGAGCUUGCUCUAGUCGAUUGAUUGAUGUAGCCAAUGUACAUCAAAUACAACUUGGGUUAACUCAAAUGAUUAGAUCAUGUACUUUGGAUGAUCUUUGUAUUCGUUGUGGAGAUAAAAACCUGUGCCUAAAAAGAUUAAGGAGCGGUUGCAACAUCUCAGAAUA